GCGUAUGACUGCGGCACACAUUUUGUCCAAUCGCUAGCUACUUUUGCCGGUCGUCGUACAAAUCCACCAAUGAAAAUGACAAGAGCGCUUCAGAGGAGGCGGGACUUCCGGUUAAUCGUAUAAACCAACUGCGGCCUCUCCUCCAUGCGGUUUUGAUCUUUAGUGAACGCGCAGCUAACACAUACAAGACAGACACAAUGGCAGAGAAUGAUGUUGAUAGCGAGCUGCUCGACUACGAAGAAGAUGAAGAGCCCCAAGGAGCGCCCGAGAGCGCGGUCCCCGCCGGCAAGAAGGAGGUCAAGGGUUCCUACGUGUCCAUCCACAGCUCCGGCUUCAGAGACUUUCUGCUCAAACCGGAGCUGCUCCGGGCAAUCAUCGACUGCGGGUUUGAGCAUCCGUCUGAAGUCCAGCAUGAGUGCAUCCCACAAGCCAUCCUGGGCAUGGACAUCCUGUGCCAAGCCAAGUCUGGUAUGGGGAAGACGGCUGUGUUUGUGCUGGCCACGCUGCAGCAGAUUGAACCUGUCGAUGGACAGGUGUCCGUGUUGGUCAUGUGCCACACGCGAGAGCUGGCCUUCCAGAUCAGCAAAGAGUACGAGCGUUUCUCAAAGUACAUGUCCUCGGUGAAGGCGGCCGUGUUCUUCGGGGGCAUGGUCAUCAGGAAGGACGAGGAGGUCCUGAAGAAGAACUGUCCCCACAUCGUGGUGGGGACGCCCGGCCGCAUCCUCGCUCUCAUCCGCAACAAGACGCUCAAUCUGAAGAACGUCAAGCACUUUGUCCUGGAUGAGUGUGACAAAAUGUUGGAACAGCUAGACAUGCGGCGUGACGUGCAGGAGAUCUUCAAGAUCACGCCCCAUGAGAAGCAGGUCAUGAUGUUCAGCGCCACGCUGAGCAAAGAGAUCCGACCGGUCUGCCGCAAGUUCAUGCAGGACCCCAUGGAAGUGUUUGUGGACGACGAGACCAAGCUGACGCUCCACGGCCUGCAGCAGUACUACUGCAAGCUGAAGGACAGCGAGAAGAACCGCAAGCUCUUUGACCUGCUCGACGUGUUGGAGUUCAACCAGGUGGUGAUCUUUGUCAAGUCCGUGCAGCGCUGCAUCGCUCUGGCCCAGCUUCUGGUGGAACAAAACUUCCCUGCCAUCGCCAUCCACAGGGGAAUGGCUCAGGAGGAGAGGCUGUCUCGCUAUCAGCAGUUUAAGGACUUCCAGAGGCGGAUCCUGGUGGCCACUAACCUCUUUGGCCGAGGAAUGGACAUUGAGCGCGUCAAUAUCGUCUUCAACUACGACAUGCCAGAAGAUUCUGACACCUAUUUGCACAGGGUCGCCCGUGCUGGCAGGUUUGGAACCAAAGGCCUGGCCAUCACCUUCGUGUCGGACGAGACGGACGCCAAGACGCUGAACGACGUUCAGGACCGGUUUGAAGUGAACGUGGCGGAGCUGCCGGACGAGAUCGACAUCUCCUCUUACAUCGAGCAGUCCAGAUGAGUCCUCCAGCAAAGAAGAAGCCUCCUCUUCAUGGAUCUUGUGUCUUGUAUUUGGAAGUAGACGUAUUUCACUGCUGAUUUAAAAGCUCUGCUCGUUCCCUACGUUCACCCAACGUUUAUUUUUGUUUUUAUU
Etheostoma spectabile (orangethroat darter) is the source of this 1613-nucleotide messenger RNA. It is a transcript of the gene ddx39ab, whose product is annotated as DEAD (Asp-Glu-Ala-Asp) box polypeptide 39Ab. The transcript is spliced from 10 exons. The record is from RefSeq and is a predicted model, not a curated record. Lineage: Eukaryota; Metazoa; Chordata; Actinopteri; Perciformes; Percidae. The coding region runs from base 198 to 1481 and encodes 427 amino acids. Gene Ontology annotation, molecular function: nucleic acid binding; ATP binding; RNA helicase activity.